Sceloporus undulatus (fence lizard) is the source of this 2838-nucleotide messenger RNA. It is a transcript of the gene EIF1AX, whose product is annotated as eukaryotic translation initiation factor 1A X-linked. Gene Ontology annotation, biological process: translational initiation. The coding region runs from base 147 to 581 and encodes 144 amino acids. Gene Ontology annotation, cellular component: cytoplasm. Lineage: Eukaryota; Metazoa; Chordata; Lepidosauria; Squamata; Phrynosomatidae. The record is from RefSeq and is a predicted model, not a curated record. The transcript is spliced from 8 exons. Gene Ontology annotation, molecular function: RNA binding; translation initiation factor activity.
UUGGCUCCAGUUCCGGCCGUCGCGGGAAAUACGUCACCGCGCCGCGUUCCCUGUCUCUCUCUCGCUCUCACUUCAGCCCCGGAGCGUGAGAAGGAGUCGGCUGCCCCUGCCUCGCUCUUCCUCUGCCCUUUGCCGCUUCCGACGCCAUGCCCAAGAAUAAAGGUAAGGGAGGUAAAAACAGAAGGCGAGGUAAGAAUGAGAAUGAAUCAGAAAAAAGAGAACUGGUGUUCAAAGAAGAUGGGCAAGAGUAUGCUCAAGUUAUCAAGAUGUUGGGGAACGGUAGACUGGAAGCAUUAUGUUUUGAUGGUGUAAAGAGGUUAUGUCAUAUCAGAGGAAAAUUGAGAAAAAAGGUUUGGAUAAAUACAUCAGAUAUCAUAUUGGUGGGAUUAAGAGACUACCAGGACAACAAGGCUGAUGUAAUUCUAAAGUACAAUGCAGAUGAAGCCAGAAGUCUGAAGGCAUAUGGAGAGCUCCCAGAGCAUGCCAAAAUUAAUGAAACCGAUACAUUUGGGCCUGGAGAUGAUGAUGAAAUCCAGUUUGAUGAUAUUGGGGAUGAUGAUGAAGAUAUUGAUGAUAUCUAAAUGGAACAGAGAUGAAUUUGCCAUAGUGAAGAAAAAUAAAUUCUAAAAAAUUGUGUAUGUUUGAACAGCUAUUCUGUACUAGGUAGUAAUAAUACUGAAGUUAAACACUGGGUAGCACUAAAUAUAAGCUAUUGAUUGAUUAGAAAGAUACUGUUCUCUUGAAAUUAACCAUUUGAAUUUAAUGCAUACAUUUAUAUUUAUACAUAUCUGUUGGGUACAGAAUUUUCACAGAAGGUUGGAGGAGGUAAAUUUUACUGAUUUAUCUUCCCCCCACCCCCCUAUGUAUCCCUGAAAAGCAUCCAAAAGGGUUUGGAUUAUAACAGUGGAGACUGAAGGAAAAAAUGGAGCCUUUUUUGGAUUGCAGUCCCUUCCAUGAGGAUCAUGAUCCAGUUUAAUUUUUAGAAGGGUAAACUUGCAUCCAGCCCAUUUAGAAUAUUUUAACAUUGCCAAAAUUUUGGUGACGAUGUUAAAGAUGUUUGAAUAAUACAGUUUUUAAAAAUCUUUAGCUCCAAUUGUGACGGGGAUUGGAAGCCUCCAGAACAGAAAUGCCUAAUGUUGUGUUCCUCCCUCCCCACUUUUUCAUUAUGUGGCGCAUGAAAUUGGCUUAUAACUGAGUAGUUUACUUUGGAGUGUUCCUCAAAGCCUCAAGGCUCAGUUACUACUACAUCUGCUCCAUGUUUGUCCCAAUCCAGGAGGAAAAGAGGCAAAUGAAACCAAAUCCAUCACUGAGAUGAUGUUGGAGUCCAGGUCUAGCCCUCCCAAUAAGGUUUCAUGCUCCUUCAUUAUGAGAUACACCUGAAUAAAAUCUAAUGACAGGUUCUGAAGAUUUCUCUUAGAAAUCAGUAAGUCAGAGAAAAUAUUGAAACCUUAAAGUUUGAAUGGGAGUGAUUCACCUAAAAGGUUAAUUGAAUCCUAACAUAGUCCUAUAAAUAUUUAAAAGUUCUAGACUGGGUUCAUGUCUCUUUAGAGUUGUUAUUUUGCAUUCACUAUUUAACUAAGGAUGAUUUACUGUUAAGAAACAUAUUGAUUGCAAUAGUUUUUAUGUGAAAAUGUGCAUUCUUAAAUUGAAAAUUUCUUAACUGAAAAAAAUGAAAACUUCAGGAAUUGAAUUGUAUUCAGCCACAUUUGUUUAUAAUUGCACACCUGCAAUACCGUUCAAUUGAACUCCAUAUAUUGAGUUCAGAAAUUGGGAGUUUGCUAACAGGUACUGAAAUUAUCACAUUGUUUACUUCAUGAGUAUUGAUAUCAAAUUAUGUAAAUUGUUUGAUGUUAUGAGUUUUAGCCUUUAUAAAUGAGAGAAGGAAGGUUCUGAAUUCACAAAGGCUGUCAUCUCUAUUGCAUUUCGCAUGUGGUUUCUUCUUCUUGGGAUGUGACAGGAGUUCAGCGAUGAGAAGUUGCUUGGAGCUAAUUCUGAGUAAACGUGCAGAAAUAUCCUUUAAUAAACAAAUAUGUGAUCUGAUAGCAUUACAGCACAAAUAUUUGGUUGUAGGUAUGUAGCAUGAGAGAUGGUAAGAGUGGCUAUUUUGCUGCUAAAAGAUUUUUACUAAUGUUAAGAUAAAGGUUAUAAGUAACUGAUACACAAAUGUAUAUAUAUUUAACAACAACAACCCGAAUUACAAACAACAGUUCCAAAAAUAUCUGAAACUUUUUAAGCUGUAGAAGCAUCGGAGGUUGAACCUUAGACCUUUUACAAAAUAAGCUUUGCUACUAUUCUUUCCUCUUUUCUGACCUGAGUUCCCCCUUCUGCCUAUAGCUCAGAAGAAUGACUUCUAGUGUAAGGGUAGAUAUCUGUGCAUCUUAGAAAUGAUUAUCUGACCUCAAAGGACCCCUCAGUACAGAGAAGCAUCUUUUUUUUUUCUGCAGCAACUUGAAACUAGUGGUUUAAAAUGAGAGAAUAUGAGUUACCCAAGGCUACCAGUGACCUCCAUCCCACUUUUCCUCUGUUUCCCACUGGAUCUAAGCUGUAUCUGUCAGAUACAAGUUGUCCAUAUAUUGUUUCCAGUCUCCCUUAGUUCAGAUCACUUUAACAAGGCUGUAAAUGAAUCUUCCUCCUCAUUAAACAAGAUGUAAACUAUGCAUGUAUUAAUUUCCAACAGUACUUUUAAUUUUUAAGGCAUGAAUACAAGAUAACUGUUUCCUUUUUGAAGGAAAAGCUGAUGCCAUGUAACAAUGCAGUAUUCUGGUCAUGUAAAGUUGCAAACUAUGUACCUAAAAUUAAGUUGUUUAUGGUGACGUAAUUAAAAGGACAUGAAACUCA